Messenger RNA from Dibothriocephalus latus, 696 nucleotides. Lineage: Eukaryota; Metazoa; Platyhelminthes; Cestoda; Diphyllobothriidea; Diphyllobothriidae. The record is from the annotation of a GenBank genome assembly.
AUGACUACAACUAAUAUUAUCGGAGUAUCAUCUGUAAUACCAGUUACGCAUGACAAUGGAGUGUCUUCUGACUUACCUUGUGGCCUAAAAAAUGCAGCUGAAACCUCUGAGUUUCUCGUUGACAUUGACAAGAAUGGAACUGAGUCGUCUGUCUCCCCAUCUUCUUGUAAACAUAAUUCUAAAAUCAGUGAAAUUGGAAGACGCUCUGAAGGUCACCGUAGAUUUAACAGGGUAGAACUUUGUGGCUGCUGGCGAAAGCGCAGUCAUUACUCCCCUCAAGUCCAACGCCCCCAAUGUACAAACGAAUCCAAUUCCCUGUCUUCAAAAGACGGAACUUCCGACCGAACUUCAUCGGAGAUCAAUGCCGAAACGGUAGACAAUGCCAGCACUCCUACUAAUUUGAAGGCACCUUUCGAAGGUACUGCCAAAGAAAAGGGUGCCUUCUUCACCUGGUCCCCAUUCUCGCGCCUUCGUUUUUUUAAGAAGAAGAAAAAGUCGUCGAAGGAUAAUGACAAGUCUUCCAAACCUGAUGAUGAAGAUGAACCUGAUACUGAUUACGUUGUAUUGUCUUCCGCAAAAUCUGGACAAUCUCUACCCGAAGAUGACAUUACAAGGCCCGGCGAAACCCCAGGAUCGGUAUGGCCCAUUUUGUCGUUUGAUGUCUUUACUGGCAAAUGUGAUGUUUCAAUAGUUUAA